AUUGAUUUUAGACCACAUAAUAUAAAUCUUGAAAAUCAGGAGUCCAAAUUCUAACCAAUUUGAAAUGCGUUUAACUUAGAAGAAUCACGGAGCUUAUUCUUCAAUCACCACAAUGAAGGCAAAACUCUGGAUAAUUUUACUUGUACUGGCUCUUGUGCUUAUAUGCGAAUGUAAGAAGUCCAAAGGCGGAUCGAAACACAAGUCAAAAAGUCAUUCAAGUGGUAAAAGUAAAUCGAAGGCAUCUCAUGGAAAAGUAUCGUCGAAAAAGGUGAGCCAUGCCAAGCAACAUGUACCACAAACGAAUAAUCAAGUCAAUAAUAAUGUAAUCUCCAACACAUUGAAGAACGUCGUAAAACACGCUGCAAAGUCAAAACAAGGUUUCAAGUGGAACCAUAAAUCAGUCAGUAAAUAUAGCAAAAAAUCCUCAAAGUCAGGCAAGUCAAAGAAAUCAGGUUCUAAAGACACAGCCGUGAAAUAUGUUUCCAAACAUGGAUCGCAUAAGUCACAUAAAUCGAAAUCCUCGGACAAAAGUAAAUCUAAACAUUCAAAAUAUGUGAAGUCUAAAGGUAAAAGCAGCAAGAGCAAAAAGUCUAAAUCUAAGUCUAAGCAUUACAGUAAGAGCGUCCACAAAUCAGUUUCAAAAUCCAAGAAGUCUUCAUCAAAAAAGUCUAAAUCUAAGUCUAAGCAUUACAGUAAGAGCGUCGACAAAUCAGUUUCAAAAUCCAAGAAAUCUUCAUCAAAAAUGUCUAAAUCUAAGUCUAAGCAUUACAGUAAGAGCGUCGACAAAUCAGUUUCAAAAUCCAAGAAAUCUUCAUCAAAAAUGUCUAAAUCUAAGUCUAAGCAUUACAGUAAGAGUGUCCACAAAUCAGUUUCAAAAUCCAAGAAGUCUCCCUCAAAAAAUACUAAAUCUGUUAAGUCUAAGCAUCACAGUAAGAGCGUCGACAAAUCAGUUUCAAAAUCCACGAAGGUUUCAUCAAAAAAGACUAAAUCUGUAAAGUCUCCGCAUGAAAGUAAGAGCGUCGAUAAAUCAGUUUCAAAAUCCACGAAGGUUUCAUCAAUUAAGUCUAAAUCUGUAAAGUCUCCGCAUGAGAGUAAAAGCACCGAAAAAUCAGUUUCAAAAUCCACGAAGGUUCCAUCAAUUAAGUCUAAAUCUGUAAAAUCGACGCAUGAGAGUAAGAGCACCAAAAAGUCAGUUUCAAAAUCCACGAAGGCUACAUCAAUAAAGUCGAAGUCGUCUAAGAAAAGCAGCAAAGAGACGUCGCACAAAUCUGUUACAAGUUACAGUUCACCUAGUAAACACACGAAAGAAACAAAAACUGGCACUCGUACAAGUAAGAGUAAAACAAGUGAAUCACACACAAGUUCUUCAUCUGGGGUUAGUCGUACAAGCAUGUCUCGUACAUCCAGUGACAUUGAGACUUCAUCAUCGAGCAGUGUUGACCUAGAUACCAGCAGGAGCAGCAGCAGCAGCAGCAGCAGCAGUAAAUCUUAUUCAUACUCCUUUUCGUACAGCCUGAGUUCUCUCCAUGAUCCGAGAGGAAUAGUGUGUAAAGGAGCCAAUGGGAAACAUAGAUUGGGACUCUUUGAUGACCCUUUUGACAAGUGCCGACAAUGUAGAUGCCUCCUUAAUGGCGGCGUUAUAUGCAAGCAACGGAGAUGUCCAAAACUCACCUGCGGAAGGAAAAAACAAAUAUUCCCAUCUGAUGCCUGUUGCCCUACGUGCGAUCACGAAUGCAGCGCAGUGAAAUGCAUGUAUCCCGCUUGUCCAAGGCGGCUGCACAUAUAUGAAGAUAAUUCGUGUUGUCCUCAGUGUGGUUGCAGAUACAAAGGGCAAAUGAUACCUGAAGGUCAUUUCGGCGACAGAUGUGACGGUUGCACAUGUUCAAAUGGAAAUGUGAAGUGCGACGAAAUCCAAUGUCCAGCAGAAAAGCUACAGUGUGUUGAUCCUGUUAGGAAUGAAACAUGCGGUUAUAGCUGCCCAAAAGGAAAGACAUGUUUAGCAGACGGGAUAGCUAUUCCGUAUGGCGGGUUACACGAAGUUGGUGACCGCUUAUGCAUUUGCUUGGGUGAAUGGUUCGAGAACGCGUUCUGCGCGAGCAGAGCAAUACCGUUGAACGUACAAGAAUUAAGGUGGACUAUGUGCGUAGAGGAGGGAGCUGCUCCAAAUGUUAUAAUUACAUAAUUUGCUUUGACAUAA
Molecule: messenger RNA, 2197 nt
Organism: Mercenaria mercenaria
Lineage: Eukaryota; Metazoa; Mollusca; Bivalvia; Venerida; Veneridae
Exons: 5
Coding region: 113-2182 (689 amino acids)
Biological process (GO): negative regulation of BMP signaling pathway
Cellular component (GO): AMPA glutamate receptor complex
Molecular function (GO): protein binding
Source: RefSeq, a predicted model, not a curated record